Tilletiaria anomala UBC 951 is the source of this 799-nucleotide messenger RNA. RefSeq lists its product as uncharacterized. Gene Ontology annotation, cellular component: membrane. The transcript is spliced from 2 exons. The record is from RefSeq and is a predicted model, not a curated record. Gene Ontology annotation, biological process: fluoride transmembrane transport. Lineage: Eukaryota; Fungi; Basidiomycota; Exobasidiomycetes; Georgefischeriales; Tilletiariaceae. Gene Ontology annotation, molecular function: fluoride transmembrane transporter activity. The coding region runs from base 322 to 711 and encodes 129 amino acids.
ACUGUCUCCUCACCAUCUCACCCAGUCAAUCCCCUCACGCCCAAACUCUGAGAGUACGGGAUACACACGUUUUUCCCGUCUAUGUUCGUCGUCGGCGUCGUCAUCAUCGAGGAGCUCUCGGCACAGUACAUGACACCAGCAGCCGCAUGACUAUGCUGUGUUUGCACCAUUAGCCUCGUGUGUUUGCAUAUGCUGUUGAGGUCAAGCCCCCGCAGCUCCCGCCAGGACGGCGAUUUUCUAUCUGCAUGCUCCCAGGAGAAAAUAUUGAAUUCCACGUCCUUUUCUGCUGCUCAUCCGCCUUUGCAAUCGGCUUCAGCAGCAAUGGCGCACAUGAUGCCACGAUUCGCAACUCUCAGCACGCUCUCUCUCCUUGUAUUUUCCUCGAUAUGGGGCCAGCUGACGCGAGAGGGCCUAGUCGCGCUAAACUCGUAUGCCGGUCAGAGCAUCCACCCCGUCAUUUGGGCACAAGGCGUCGGAUGCUUCGUCAUGGGAUGGGCAAUCGCGAACAAAAAGUGUAUUGAGGAUGUAUAUCCGCAGAUAUACGUCGCCAUUACCACGGGCUACUGCGGUAGCGUCACAACGUUCUCUACCUGGGCUUUACAAGUCUUUCUUGCCUUUUCAAACCACGCCCGAUACCCACGGUCAAGGACCUAUAGUGUGAGCGUAGCUGGCGGCGCAACUCUCCUACGCUCUACUUCAAAGUCAGGCUGAGCCAUCGGUCCUUUUGUACAGGUCAUGGAUGCCCUUACGCAGACAGCGGCGACGCUCGGUACGGCUCUCAUCGCGCUGCAGGCCGGCC